Adineta ricciae is the source of this 1905-nucleotide messenger RNA. Lineage: Eukaryota; Metazoa; Rotifera; Eurotatoria; Adinetida; Adinetidae. The record is from the annotation of a GenBank genome assembly.
AUGAAUCUUUGCAGAAAACGUUCAUGGUGGACUGUUUGCAUCUACAUUUUAGCAGUUCUGAUCAAUAGAUCCGUGGCUGCCGACAAUCCAGCUUUUGUUGCGAGGCAUGGUUUGACUUCAUCUGCGUAUCAAACAUUGUACAAUCAACUUGCUCAACAAUCGUAUCGACUUCUUUAUAUCACUGGUUACACUGCCUACAGUCAAGAAAAGUUUGCAGUCUAUUUCGAAAAAUCAAGUGGACCACCGCAAAUCUGCCGUCACGGACUAACUAGUAGUCAAUAUCAACAAGCAUUUAAUGAUGCCGCAGCACAAGGUUACAGCCUAGUUCUUGUCAAUGGAUAUACUGAUACCAAUGGCUUGGAUAAGUAUGUAGCUAUCUGGGAAAAGCCUGCUGGAAAUGUUGCUCCUUUGGAGGCUAGACAUGGAAUGACUGGUGGACAAUACCAAAGCGAGGUUGAUAGUUGGAUUAGCAAAGGAUACAGACUGAAACAUGUUAGUGGAUAUGCGAUCAACAACCAAGCACGCUAUGCGGCUAUUUUUGAAAAAGUUUCUGGUGCUCCUGCUCAAGUUGCAAGACAUGGACUUACUGCCGCACAGUAUCAAACCGUGUUCAAUACUCAAACCAGUGCUGGAUACGUUCUUGUCCUUAUUUCGGGCUACACGGUCAAUGGUGUUGACUACUACGCUGCUAUUUUUGAGAAGAAAGCCAGUGAUCCGUGGAUUGCUCGCCAUGGGAUGAGCAGUAAGGCAUACCAAGGAGAGUUUACUAACAAUUACUAUCAAGGUUAUCGUCUCAAAGUUAUUUGUGGUUAUUCGAAGAAUAAUGUUGACCUAUACGCUGCCAUCUGGGACAAUCCUAACAUGAAAGGAACUGAUCUUUCGUUGAUCGAUAGUCAAAUUCAAACGUAUAUGAACAAAAAUCCAAUUCCAGGUUUAUCAAUUGCAAUUACUAGACAAGAAAGACUCGUUUUUGCCAAGGGCUACGGAUAUGCUGACCAGGAAACAGGUGAAAAAGUUCAUCCUGAUCAUUUGUUUCGAAUUGCUAGUGUCUCUAAACCUAUGACUGGUAUUGCUGUUAUGAAACUCAUCGAACAAGGCAAAUUUUCACUCACUUCAAAAGUAUUUGGUGCAUCCGGCCUCCUUGGAACAACGUAUGGAACUAAACCUUAUGGUCAACGCGUUUUAAAUAUCACCGUACGGCACCUUCUUGAACAUACUAGUGGAUUUUCAAAUGAUGGUGGCGAUCCGAUGUUUAUGAAUACGAAUCUCAACCAGAAAGAUCUUAUUAGUUGGGUACUCGAUAAUCGAACCCCAAAAAAUGUCCCGGGAACCACGUACGAAUACCUUAAUUUCGGAUACACUCUAUUGGGAAGAAUCAUUGAAAAGGUUUCAGCACAAACUUAUGAGCUCUUUCUUCGCAACCAAAUUUUUAAUAAUGCUCCGCAAACUAGUAAGAUGCUCAUUGGCGGAGAUACCCUAGCUGAUAAAAAAACAAACGAAGUUACCUACUAUCCAAGUAGUGCAUACAAUCUUCUCAUGCGGCGAAUGGAUGCCCAUGGUGGCUGGAUUGCACGACCAAUCGAUCUUGUAGGCAUCAUGGCAAAAGUAGAUGGAUUUAGUUUUAAAACAGACAUUUUGUCUAGUGGCACGAUUACUACGAUGUGGACAGGCUCUUCGGCAAACGCUGGAUACGGUAAAGGAUGGAUUUUAGACAGUUCUUAUAGAGGUCACAACGGUGCCAUGUCAGGAACAAUCGCAUUUCUAGUUCGAAGAAAUGAUGGACUGUCGUAUGCGUUCACCGUAAACACAAGACCUACGAAUGACAGUUUCGCAUUUCAAUUGAAAGGAACAAUGGAUACCAUCGUCUCAAGUGUGAAUGCGUGGCCCGCCUACGAUCUUUUCUAA